CCUCAGCCCUUUGCACCGAAUCGAGCGGUCUGAGGAAAAUCUUGAGCACUCGCGCGUCCGCUGGUGAACAUGAAAACUCGUGCUGUUGUAUUGGUGUGUGUCCUGAUAUUUCACGGAUCAAGCGGCGUGUUUCUUGAUAAAGAUGACGCCAGCUCGGUGCUGCAGCGCGUCAGGCGCGCAAACUCCGGCUUCCUUGAGGAGAUGAAGCGCGGGAAUCUCGAGCGCGAGUGCAUCGAAGAAAUCUGCGACUACGAGGAAGCGCGCGAGGUGUUCGAGGACGACACGAAGACGAAACAGUUUUGGCUGAGUUACUCCGCUAAGGAGCCCUGCUUGACCAAUCCGUGCAAAAACAAUGGCUCAUGCAUCUAUCUGGCCAACACCUACUACUGCCUGUGUCUGGAGGGCUUUGAGGGCAAAUACUGUGAAAAGGUAGGGUUUGAGGAGACGCUUAAGUGUCAGUAUGUGAACGGAGGCUGUGAGCAGUUCUGUGACGCUUCCGGACCCAGACGUGCAUGCAGAUGCGCUGCAGGAUACGCACUGGGAGCUGAUGGGAUGUCUUGUGUUGCUGAAGUUGAAUAUCCAUGUGGAAAGGUUCCACUUCAGAAGAACACCGUUCAUUCCCAAAAAGAGUUUGUGGGUGGAAUUCACUGUCCCAGAGGUCACUGUCCUUGGCAGGUGUUGAUAGAUUAUAAUGGUGAGAGUCUGUGCGGAGCGGCUCUUCUGGAUGAUAACUGGGUCGUAACUGCUGCUCACUGCGUUCAUCAGAAAGACAUGAAGCAUUUGAAGGUUAUUACAGGUGAUCAUGACCUGGAUGUGAUGGACGGCUCAGAGGAGGUGUAUAAUGUCGCUCGUGUGGUUAUCCAUAAGAACUAUGACCCUGUGUCACUGGAUAGUGACUUGGCCCUCCUACAGCUACGUGAAGAACCCAAGCACUCAGUGUACACCGUGCCUGUUUGCCUCCCCACACCACACCUGGCACAGAGCGAGCUUGCGGCCGUCCGCUUCCACACACUUAGUGGAUGGGGCAAGCGAACCCCAGGGGACAACAUCCAUCCAUCCAAAGGCCUUAAAGCCCCAUCAUCCGCCACACUGCAGCGACUGGCUGUCCCUCUGUUUCCCACAGCACAGUGUGUAGUGAAGAGCGGCGUUAACAUCUCUGCAAACAUGUUCUGCGCAGGGUACACUGAGGGCAGCCACGAGUCCUGCAGAGGACAUGAUGGCAGUCCGCUCGUCACACGCUACGAGGGAACGUCCUUCCUGACGGGCGUCGUGUCGUGGAGUAAAGGCUGCAGUCAGCCUGGGAACUAUGGGAUUUACACCAAAGUGGCCAACUUUUUGAAAUGGCUUGAGAUGGUUAUGAAAACACCCAUCGAACCACUGAAUAUCAGUGGAUCCCCAUUUAAGCCAUCCGCUCACAAAUAAUGUCUCUACCAGAGGUUAAUGUGAUUAGCUUUGAAAUAAAACCAUCACUUUGAGUUUG
This is a messenger RNA of Sinocyclocheilus grahami, 1480 nucleotides long. It is a transcript of the gene f7i, whose product is annotated as coagulation factor VIIi. Gene Ontology annotation, biological process: blood coagulation; proteolysis. Gene Ontology annotation, molecular function: calcium ion binding; serine-type endopeptidase activity. Lineage: Eukaryota; Metazoa; Chordata; Actinopteri; Cypriniformes; Cyprinidae. The transcript has 8 exons. Gene Ontology annotation, cellular component: extracellular region. Bases 70 to 1422 code for a protein of 450 amino acids. The record is from RefSeq and is a predicted model, not a curated record.